GGUCAUGCAAUUUUUCUCCUACGAUGAAUUCCUUCCGCAGAGUAAUCUUUUGAGAUUUCUCUCGAAAUACGGUUGCAACCAGAAUCUCGCCCAGCAGAAGUUCUGCACCAGCCUAAUAUUUCUGAUCUGCGGUGACAAUCCCGAGCAGUUUGAUUACGCUCUACUGCCUGUCAUCCUGAGUCACGAUCCGGCCGGUUCUUCGACUAAGACGCUUCUGCACUACCUACAAGCAUUACAGACGAACAAAUUUCGCCAAUACGACUACGGUCGCAAAAAAAAUCUAUUGAUGUACAACUCGGCGGAACCUCCGGACUACGAUCUGACGAAUAUAACGGUACCUAUCGCAUUGUUCUAUGGUGCUAACGACUGGCUGGUUAAUGUCUCGGAGAUGCAGAAGCUCUCCCGCCUAUUGCCCAAUGUAGUGGACAUGUACAAAGUGCCGUGGCCCAAAUUUAAUCACGUAGAUUUUGUAUGGGCCAAGGAUGCGCCCAAACUCGUAUAUAAAAGAAUACUCAAUCUUAUAUAA
Messenger RNA from Formica exsecta, 526 nucleotides. Its product is annotated as lipase 3-like. The record is from RefSeq and is a predicted model, not a curated record. The coding region runs from base 5 to 526 and encodes 173 amino acids. The transcript has 3 exons. Lineage: Eukaryota; Metazoa; Arthropoda; Insecta; Hymenoptera; Formicidae.